AAACUGUAUUCAAAGGCAUUAAAGAGAAUCCUCUCAUUUUGGUGGUUAUACCAGUGGGAGAAGCUGGGGUUGAUGACAAUUCCAGUACCAAUCAACCCAUUUAUAAUUUUCCAAAUGGAUUAGAAAUGGGUAUAAGUCAGAACACACUUAUCUGA
Molecule: messenger RNA, 155 nt
Organism: Funneliformis geosporum
Lineage: Eukaryota; Fungi; Glomeromycota; Glomeromycetes; Glomerales; Glomeraceae
Source: the annotation of a GenBank genome assembly